AUGAAGACCGACUUUAAGUUCUCUAACCUUUUGGGAACGGUCUACCGCAAGGGCAACCUGCUCUUUACUCCCGAUGGCACCUGUUUGCUCUCGCCGGUGGGCAAUCGAGUGACAGUCUUCGAUCUUGUACACAACACUUCCUAUACUCUUCCCUUCUCGCAUCGCACAAAUAUCGAUCACCUCGAUCUAUCACCUAAAGGCAACUUACUGCUGACAGUAGACGAGACUGGCCGAGCAAUUCUAACCAAUUUCCACCGGCGCAUUGCUAUUCAUCACUUCUCUUUCAAGUCGCGCGUUACAGCGUUGAAGUUCUCGCCCUCUGGUCGGCAUUUUGCUGUAGGUGUGGGUAGGCGUCUGCAAAUCUGGCAGACACCCUCAACGCCUGGCACCGAAACCAAUGGCGAAAUUGAGUUCGCCCCCUUCGUGCUUCACCGUGAUCUUGCUGCCCACUUUGAUGUUGUUCGGAAUAUUGAAUGGUCGAGCGAUUCGCGUUUCAUGCUCACUGCUUCGCGGGAUUUGACUGCGCGAGUAUGGAGUUUGGACCCGGAGGAUGGGUUCGAACCAACCACUUUGGCAGGCCAUAGACAGGGUGUCGUUGCCGCAUACUUCGAUGCUAAGCAAGAAGCGAUAUAUACCGUCAGCCAAGAUGGAGCCCUAUUCCGCUGGGAAUUCGCUGCAAAGAUGGACCCAGAGACAGAAGAAGAAAUCGCAGAAGCUCAGUGGAGAAUUGUGAGAAAGGAUUUCUUUAUGCAAAACGACGCCAAAGUUAAUUGUGCUGCCUUCCACGCACCGACUAGUUUACUAGUCGUCGGCUUCUCAAACGGUCUUUUCGGACUGUAUGACUUGCCGGAGUUCAACACGAUCAAUCUUUUGAGUGUCUCUCAGAGCAAUAUUGACGUCGUGACAAUCAAUAAAACUGGUGAAUGGCUAGCUUUCGGAUCGUCCAAGCAUGGCCAGCUGUUGGUGUGGGAAUGGCAGUCCGAAUCCUACAUCUUGAAGCAGCAAGGCCAUCUGGAUUCCAUGAACUCGUUGGUUUACUCCCCCGACGGCCAGAAAAUUGUCACAACUGCCGACGAUGGUAAAGUCAAAGUUUGGGACGUGAAGUCGGGAUUUUGUGUUGUGACCUUCACUGAACACACUAGCGGAGUAACCGCAUGUCAGUUCGCUAAAAAGGGAAGCGUUCUCUUCACAGCUUCCUUGGAUGGUUCGAUCCGUGCCUGGGAUUUGAUUCGCUACCGUAAUUUCCGAACAUUCACUGCGCCAUCUCGACUCUCAUUUUCCUCGCUGGCUGUGGAUCCCAGCGGUGAGGUUGUUUGCGCCGGUUCUCCAGACUCCUUUGAUAUCCAUGUCUGGUCCGUGCAGACUGGCCAAUUGCUAGACCAGCUAUCUGGUCACGAAGGUCCCGUUUCUAGCCUUUCCUUUGCUGCCGAUGGUAACCAUCUUGUCAGCGGCAGCUGGGAUCGCACAGUGCGGAUCUGGAGCAUUUUCGGGCGAACUCAGACUAGCGAACCGCUCCAGCUCAUGUCAGACGUGUUGAGUGUCGCGUUCCGUCCCGAUGGCGAGCAAGUUGCGGCCUCUACUCUUGAUGGCCAGCUUUCAUUCUGGUUGGUCUCCGAUGCUGUCCAGCAAGGAGGCGUGGACGGACGCCGCGAUGUAUCAGGAGGUCGGAAAAUAUCCGAUCGUCGUACCGCAGCAAACGCUGCCGGAACCAAGUCUUUUAACCGUAUCACCUACAGUGCCGAUGGCAGCUGUAUUUUGGCUGGAGGAAACAGCAAAUACAUCUGUUUGUAUGACGUGACUACGGGAUCAUUGAUCAAGAAAUACACCGUCUCCAUGAACCUUUCUCUGGAUGGUACCCAGGAAUUCCUGAACAGCCGUGAUCUCACCGAGGCUGGCCCUCGUGCCCUCAUCGAUGAAACUGGCGAGGCAUCUGAUAAGGAAGAUCGUAUCGACCGCAACCUACCUGGUGCUAAGCGUGGCGAUGCUGGUGUACGUACUACUCGACCCGAAGUCCGAGUGAUGUCGGUUGACUUCGCUCCCACAGGGCGGGCAUUCUGCGCUGCGUCUACCGAGGGCCUUCUCAUCUACAGCCUGGACACUGAAUUUGUCUUUGAUCCCUUCGAUCUGGACAUCACAAUUACCCCGUCCACUAUCCUUGCUACACUCGAUGCCGCGAAGCAAGCGCACAAAACUGGUACUAAUGACGAAGAGAACACAUUCCUAAAAGCCCUGAUCAUGGCUUUCCGCCUCAACGAAUCGAAGUUGCUCCGAGCUGUGUAUGAGGCAAUUCCGCCUUCCGAUAUCCCCCAUGUGGUCCGCGCCGUGCCUACCGUGUACCUCCCUCGCCUACUGCGCUUUGUUGCACAUGCGGCCGACGAGACUCCCCAUCUUGAAUUCAACCUGAUGUGGAUUGAGUCAUUAUUCAGCUGCCAUGGACGGUACUUCAAAGAAAACUCAGGAACAUUUGCACCCGAGCUUCGUGCCGUCCAGCGUGCUGUGGAUGAAAUCCGCGAGAAUCUCAAGCGUCUGACGGAGAAGAACCUCUACGACCUGAACUAUCUUCUGUCAAAGCCCGUUCUGACGGAGAAGAAGCCAGCCACCACAUUAUUAGCCGUGGAAGCUGGUGAUGUGGAGGGAGAUGAUGAGAUGGCCGAUGCUAAUGAUGAUGAGGGCGAGUGGAUCGGCCUGGAAUAA
Molecule: messenger RNA, 2694 nt
Organism: Penicillium taxi
Lineage: Eukaryota; Fungi; Ascomycota; Eurotiomycetes; Eurotiales; Aspergillaceae
Product: snoRNA-binding rRNA-processing protein PWP2
Exons: 5
Coding region: 1-2694 (897 amino acids)
Biological process (GO): maturation of SSU-rRNA from tricistronic rRNA transcript (SSU-rRNA, 5.8S rRNA, LSU-rRNA); ribosomal small subunit assembly
Cellular component (GO): small-subunit processome; Pwp2p-containing subcomplex of 90S preribosome
Molecular function (GO): protein binding
Source: RefSeq, a predicted model, not a curated record